Messenger RNA from Cydia strobilella, 3555 nucleotides. RefSeq names its product cleavage and polyadenylation specificity factor subunit 6 (gene Cpsf6). The record is from RefSeq and is a predicted model, not a curated record. The coding region runs from base 49 to 2220 and encodes 723 amino acids. Gene Ontology annotation, biological process: mRNA alternative polyadenylation. Gene Ontology annotation, molecular function: mRNA binding. Lineage: Eukaryota; Metazoa; Arthropoda; Insecta; Lepidoptera; Tortricidae. The transcript is spliced from 15 exons. Gene Ontology annotation, cellular component: mRNA cleavage and polyadenylation specificity factor complex.
GCUUUCCUUACCGGCCUUACUUACCCUUCCCUUCUAGUCAUUGUCAAAAUGGCGGACGGAGGCGUCGAUAUAGAUUUGUACGCUGACGAUAUAGAAUCGGAUUUUAAUAGACAGGAUGAGUUCGGAGGUGAGAAUGUGGAUUUGUACGACGACGUAAUUUCUGCGCCUGCAUCGAAGCAAGAGGAAGGAGAUGGACCACCGAAUGCUCCGCCGUCGCAGCAUCCUCCGGAGGAGACUAACGGCAACGCUCCUUAUCACAACAACUCACAACACCACGGGCAUCAUCGCCGGGCACAGCUUUACGUCGGAAAUCUCACUUGGUGGGCAACCGACCAAGACAUAGCUGACGUGGUCGCUGAUGUGGGUGUGACCGAUUUCCAAGAUGUCAAGUUCUUCGAAAACAGAUCCAAUGGCCAGUCCAAGGGCUUCUGUGUCAUUUCUCUGGGCUCUGAACAGUCUCUCAGGAUGGUCCUGGACCGUCUGCCCAAGAAAGAAAUUCAUGGACAACACCCGGUUGUCACUCUGCCUACUAAACAGGCGUUGAACCAGUUUGAGAGUCAGUCUAAGACGAGGGCCACUCCACCCGGGCCCAACAACCCCGGCAUGCGCGGGCCUCCCCACCCAGGCGGUCCGCCCGGACCACAUCCAGGAGAUUUCUUCGGCCCCGGCCCCAACGGCCCCGGUCCCAACGGGCCUCGCAUGAUGAUGCCGGGCGGCGGCGGCCACCACCAGAUGCGCGGGCCCCCGCCCGGGCCUCCCCACCACAUGCAACACCAAGGCCCGCCCCCGCACCAUAUGCAGCAUCAAGGCCCGCCGCCGCAUCAGGGGCCGCCGCAACACCGCCCACCAAUGCAACAGGGUCCGCCGCCUCACCACAUGCAGCACGACGGACAGGGACCGCCGCACAGACCCCCAAUGCAGUUCCAAGGGCCCCCGCAGAUGCAGCGGGGCGGGCCUGGCGGGCCGGGCGGGCCGCGGGGGCCAGGCCCGGAGUGGGGCCCGCGCGGGCCGCCGCACCACAUGCAGCCCCCCGGGCCCCCGCAGCAGUACGGCCCUCCGCAGCACCAGAUGCCGCAUCAGAUGCCGCCCCCGCACCAGCCGGGUCCGGGCGGCAUGCCGCCGCACCACCAGAUGGGUCACGGCGGCCCGGGCGGCCCCGGCCCCGGCCCCAGGGCGCCGAUGCCGCAGCACCCAGGUAUGAACGGUUACCCAGGCGUGGGCCCGGGCGCGCCGGCGCCGCACGUGAACCCCGCCUUCUUCAACCAGCAGCCGCAGCCCGCGCCCGGCCCGCAGCCGCCGCCGCAGCAGCAGCCCCCAGGUCCCGGCGCGCCAUACGGACACGGGCCGCACGCGCCGCCCGCGCAGGGCCCGCCGCCCGGCGCGCGCCCGCAGCCCUACGGCCGACCACCACAGAGCUACCCGCCGAGCGCGGAGCCGGCGCGCGCGCCGCACCACGCGGCGCCGCUGGCGGGGCACGCGCCGCUGCACGCGCCGCUGGCGCCCGCCAUCAGCGAGGCCGAGUUCGAGGAGGUCAUGUCGCGCAACCGCACCGUCUCCUCCAGCGCCAUCGCGCGCGCCGUGUCCGACGCCGCCGCCGGCGAGUACGCCUCCGCCAUCGAGACGCUCGUCACCGCCAUAUCGCUCAUCAAGCAGAGCAAGGUGGCCCACGACGACCGCUGCAAGAUCCUGAUCUCGUCCCUCCAGGACACGCUGCACGGCGUGGAGACCAAGUCGUACAGCAGCACGGAGCGGCGCCGCUCCCGCUCCCGCGAGCGCGAGGCGCGCGCGCACCACCGCGCGCCGCGCCGGCGCGAGCGCUCCGCCUCACGCUACCGCGACCGCUCCCGAGACCGCGAGGACCGCGACAGGUAUAGGGAAAGGUCGAGGGAGCGUGAUCGCGACCGUGAUGCGUACUACAGGGAUUAUCGCGAGCGCGAGCGUGACCGUUCCCGCUCUCGCGACCGUGAACGCGCUGACCAUUACAACCGUGGACACAGCCGGGAAGAAAGUACUAAAAAGAGCUCGUCCCUCAGGCCGCGCGGAGGCAAGUCGCCCGUGGAGGCGGCGGCGGAGGGCGGCGCGGGCGACGCGCCCAGCAGCAAGCGCGGCAGCGGCGCGGCGCCCUACUACGACGAGCGCUACCGCGAGCGCCGCGAGCGCGACCCGCCGCCCGCCGACCGCGACCGCGAGCGCGACCACCGCCGCGACGCGAGACACUAGCCCUACACCAGCCACACACACCGACGAAACUAAUCACGCACGAUUAAGACGAGCGUAGCGCGCUUACCAGUAUCGACCUGUAGUGCAUUAGGAACAUACGUUGGCAUAUUGGCUGUAGAUUUUUUUACUGCCCCUUCUACAUUAAAAUAACCCCCUAAGUGCUCAGAUUAUGACCCAGUUGCAAUUACUUUGUGGACAUUAAAUUAAUAGGCUUAGUUGUAAAUGCGCUCGCUUGUCCUGUCUGAACCUGGCUCUAAAUAAGCGUUUUUAAUCAGUUGCUAGUGACGGACGCUUUGUCUUGUCUUUAUCGUGUUAUAAUCGUGACUAUUAGGCAAUCUCUUGACGUUGCAUCUAUCGUUGUAUCGUUGACGUAAAAAAAUUGAAAUAUCACAGAUUGUGGAGUCGAGAUCGUAUCUGUCGCAAAAAAAACAUCGCGCACAUCUCGCUAAGAUACUUUUGCAGAAGUUAAGGGUCCAUUUCUCGAAUGGUAUUUGUCUAAUAUUAUUAGUGGGUCGUCAUGGCAACCCAUACGAUUUGACAGUUCGUGGACUAAUAUUAUUAGUCUAAUACCGUUCGAGAAAUCAGCCCCUGCUGUACUCUAUGAACAUCGACUUGCGACUACUGUUUACAUAAUACCCAGAGCUGUAAUAAAUGUUCAGUGUAAUACCAAAGAUAGAUAUAACUCCGUAAUAGAUGAAUACAGUCUAAGGAAAAAACAUGCCUCGAAAAUCACAAAAAUUUGAUUCUCGAUCAGAUGGCGCCACUAGCUUUGGCCUACUCUCGUAUAGAGGGCGUUGACGGUUUCGUUUGUUAUUUAUAAUUUUAACGCAUAUCAGUGAAAGAACAUGGGUCAAAAUCAUAUAAAAAUAAUAAUUGCAAAUAAAAAAAUCUUAUCCAUAUUUAAAUACAUUUUAGCGUAAUUUUAUAAAUCUUCAUUUUUAGUUUUAAAGUAUGUCGAUAGAUGGCAGUGAAUUUACAGUGGUUACAAAAUUUACUAUGACAGUACCACUCUAUCUUAUUAUAUCCUCUUUGGUAAUACACACGUUACAUAUGUAUAUACAGAUCAACACAAUGCACUUGUCAAGUAUAAAGUUUGAUACAUGUUGAAUAUCGUUUUUAAGGCCAACCUGUAUAUUUGUGUCGUUCUCAAGUAAAAGGUACUACAUUGUCGCUUACCAUAAGGGUGAAAUUUGCUGGCAUCUCUAUACGAAUAACCUGUCAGAGCGUCCUUGUGGUAAGCGACAAUGUGGUACCUUUUACUUGAGAACGACACAUUUACUGAUUCUAACUAAGUUUUUCCAUGUCACACUAUGUUUUGUAUUAGUGAAAUUGGUU